ACCUAACUAAAGGAAACAAAAAAAAGCCAAAGCAGCCCACGAAUGCAACUAUUUAAAUGGAAGCAAGGACCAGUGUUUGAACAACUUGAACCAUUCUCUUCCCUAUCUUUCUGUAUGUAACACUUGAAACACAUCGAGAUGGCUCAUAUGGAGAAAGUCAAGAUUGUUACUGUUACAUUGAUACUGUUUGCAGCGUUCAUGGUGCUCCCGCCAAAGACGGAGUGCAUGCUAAGGCCGCCACCACUGAGGCCACCACAACUGGCUCCCCGUCCUCUUUGUGCGUCACAAUUUUCACUUGCAAACUAUGCUUGUGCACUACUUCCCUUGAACCCAUUACCACCCUCUCCUCCUUCCCUCAGCGUUAGUGCUGUUAAUGUUGCUGCGGAUGACGACGACGACGACAAUGAUGAUGAUGACCAUGACCAUGAUCAUGAUAACGAAGAGCACCAUCACACCCACAGGCAUAGGCGAAGUCAUGGCGGGCACCAGCGUAGGCAUAAGCAACACCAUCAUUCACAAACCGUGGACAAUUGUUGUCGGUGGGCAAGUCAGGUGGACAGCCAAUGUGUUUGCGAGCUGCUAUUUCUCUUGCCCGGUUUUGCAAACUUCCUCAUGAGGCCUUUGCACGAUUACACCCUGCGUAUUAGUGACUCUUGCAACGUUACAUACACGUGCGGUGGGACAAGAAUAAGAGCUUGAAUGGUGCAUUUACGUCACGAUGCAAGGUGGUGCUUGGUUCAUACUUAAGUUUGGUGUAGUUUUGGUUGUUUUGUGGGUUUAGAUUAUAGUCAUCUGCAGGUACUACCUAUUAUUAUCACUUAGCUGUUUCGGUCUAUUAAUAAUUUUGCGCAUUCGUAAUAAAUUGAAGUUGUUGGCAUGA
Molecule: messenger RNA, 880 nt
Organism: Juglans microcarpa x Juglans regia
Lineage: Eukaryota; Viridiplantae; Streptophyta; Magnoliopsida; Fagales; Juglandaceae
Exons: 1
Coding region: 139-699 (186 amino acids)
Source: RefSeq, a predicted model, not a curated record